CUCCCCCAUUUCUUCCCCCUUCCUAUCCCAAACCCCAAACCCCAAUCUCCGUGACUCGAUCCGGGCUGGGCGAUCCCUUCCUCACCUCGCGCACUGCGAUGACGGAACCGGCGGCGACGGCCAUCUCCGAAGGAGGCGUCGCCCCAGGCUAUGCGGCCUCCGUCGACUCCUCCCCUCGCUCUCGAGGCGGCGACUCCUGGGACGAACCGUUCUCUUCGUCUGCCGCCGCGGCGGUGUCGUCGCGCCUCCGGCUGAUGUGCAGCUACGGAGGCCGCAUCGUCCCCCGCCCCACCGACAGGGCCCUAUGUUAUCUCGGCGGCGAGACCCGCAUGGUCGUCGUCGACCGCAACUCCUCCCUCGCUGACCUCACCGCCAAGCUCUCCCGGGACCUCCUCGGCGGUCUCCCCUUCUCCCUCAAGUACCAGCUCCCCAACGAGGACCUCGACUCCCUCAUCUCCGUCGCCACCGACGAGGACCUCGAGAACAUGAUCGAGGAGUUCGAUCGCAUCUCUGCCGCCGCGGGCGGCGGCGCCGGCGGCUCGACCCGUUCCCCCCGACUCCGGCUGUUCCUGUUCCCGUCGAUGCCGGAGUCGGAGCAUUCGUCCACGAUCGGGUCGUUGUUGGACGAGUCAAAGUCGGAGACGUGGUUCGUCGACGCCCUCAAUAGCGCGAUUGGCUGCAUGGGCAUGGAUGGCCUCCCCCGUGACUUCUCCGCGGACUCCGCCUCCAUCAACGGCAUCCUCGGCCUCGAGGACAACUCCUCCGUUCACUCUCGCAGCGGCGGCGGCGGCGGCGCCCACCGGGAGCCAGAGCAACUCGGUCUCCACCGCCCGGACUCGUCGUGCAAGCUCGGCCGCCAUGGCCAUGAGGCUCACUCUGUCCCCGAUUCGCUAAUGCUCGAUAAGUCUUCCUCCUUCGGGUCCACCUCUUCGGCUCCAUCCCUCUCUAAUCUCCCACCUAUCCCUGUCCCCACAGAUGACCGCCCUGCGGAUCACCGCAUCGCCGGCCUUGACGACCACUUGGCCCACAUGCGCCUCUCACCCGACUCGGCCACCAGCCAGAGACCUAACGAGGGUUUCAAAGAACCAAUCUAUGCACCCCAGCGGCCACCUCCGCCUAACCCUCUCCCGACUGACUCUGCUUCCUCUCCUACCAUCUCCGCCACUGAAAACUUCAAUAGGGUCUUCUCCGAUGACGAGAGGUCCGAGCACGCUGGGCUCCGUAAGCUACCGCAACCUCCAAAACCCACCCACAUCGGUGCUACCGCCUUGGAUCCAGCGUCAAGGCCUACGUACUUGAAUCCGAAUUCUGAUCCGAAGGUCUCUUCUGAUCUUAGCUAUCGUGAUCCAUUGCCUACUGAUGCUCCCGGUCAUGUAUUGCCUGUUAUGCAGACGGAGCAACUCCAGCAGCAACAAUUCCAUCCCCACCUAUAUCAACAGCAACCACAGUUCAUUCCCAGGAAUCCCCACUACAUCCACCACCCAGCGGCCACCAUGCCUUCCUACUACCCUACUGCAGCCCAUCCGACGCAGCAAUCGCCGCAAGCGCAUCCAUUCGACCCCCAGCUUCAAUUGUACUACAUGCCUGUUGGUCACCCCGUGCCAUAUCCUUUGGCUGCAGUUCAGCCCAAUUUGGCGGAUCCCAAUUCCGUACCAUCAUCUGGAAUGCUGGCUGUGCCAGUUCCGACGAAGCCUGACUUGCCACCGAGUUUGUACAGGGCAGCUGCCCCGGGACCUGCACCUGCUGCAUUGCAGCCACAACUGAUCUCUGUACCUUCCAACCAAGCUCAUGCCUAUGCCGGAACAGGGUAUCAUGUAAUGCAGCAACCCCACCUUUCUCAGUCCCCUGCAGCAAUGGCUAAUUAUGGUUAUGAAGUCGCUGCUGCUUCUGGGCAUCCCCAGAUGUACUACUCUCAGGCCUCUUCACAUCCGGCACACACCCUGCAGUAUCAGACAAUGAGCUCCACAACUGUAAUUCCUGAUGUGGCUGCUUCCGAAGAUUCGAACGCAUCCCGAGCAUCAUGAACACUGGUCGGUCCCCUCGUAAUAGAAAGAAAAAGGCUUUGGGUGGAGGUGAAGGGAUCUGCAGUAAGCUCUUAAUUGUCUUUGGCAAUCUUAUUACUUAUGAACCAUGCUAAUUGUGUGUUCUCAUUUAAUAUGUUGUUUAGUGCUUGGCUUGUGUGUCUUUGCGUUGUAUGUCUGUUCAUGUGAUAGGAAUAAAGGUACUGGAUGUAUGCUCGUGUUUAUCCUGUCAAUAGUUUCAGGGAUCUUCCUUGAGUCAUGGUGUCAUAGUAUCUUCUCUUUGAAUACAAGACUGCUCUGCUAUUAUUAUUGUUAUAUUAGAAUAAAGUUACAGCACUGCUUGAUUGAA
Musa acuminata subsp. malaccensis (wild Malaysian banana) is the source of this 2370-nucleotide messenger RNA. RefSeq names its product protein PAL OF QUIRKY. NCBI's taxonomy places the organism in Eukaryota, Viridiplantae, Streptophyta, Magnoliopsida, Zingiberales, Musaceae. Gene Ontology annotation, molecular function: protein binding. The record is from RefSeq and is a predicted model, not a curated record.